Molecule: messenger RNA, 1893 nt
Organism: Zychaea mexicana
Lineage: Eukaryota; Fungi; Mucoromycota; Mucoromycetes; Mucorales; Lichtheimiaceae
Product: Alpha/Beta hydrolase protein
Exons: 5
Coding region: 117-1397 (426 amino acids)
Molecular function (GO): hydrolase activity
Source: RefSeq, a predicted model, not a curated record
GACUCUUAUAUAUAAAGUGUCUGUCUUUUUAGACGCAAACGUGUUUACUUUCUUUUUCUUCCUUCUUCUUUUUCUUUGUUUCAUCAUCUACGCUACUUGGCUAAAACACUUGAUUGAUGGACGGCAUCCGCAAACAACUUCGACGACUUCCACCAGCCGCGGUGAUCAAGGUCUUGCGCAAAGUCUUUGCUUAUCCAGCACCUGCCGCGCGCAUGAUCUUGAACGAUAUCACUCGUCCACGUAAAACGCAUAAGCCCUGGAUCCACAAGGUAUCCUGGAACAACGCAUGGUCCGGAUGUUGGAUUGGCGAACAAGUACACAAGCUCGACGCGAUCGCCUUGCAAAGACGUAUCGAUCAAGCUGACAUUAUCUUCUUCAACGUCCACGGCGGCGGAUUCCGCCUGGGAACAUCCACGAUGUACAUGGACACCUAUAUCCGGUGGAUCACUUUCCUCAAAAAGAAGUACAAUUUAAAAGCCCUCAUCAUGUCUAUUGACUAUCGACUGGCACCCGAGUACAAGUAUCCUAGUCCGGUGGAGGACGUUGUGAAAGCAUAUGAGCAUUUGGUGCAAACGAUGGGUGUUGAUCCGGGAAGAGUGGUUAUUACGGGCGACUCGGCUGGAGCUUCAUUGUUGCUAGAGAUGUUGUUCUUGACGCACGAUCCAUCCAUGUUCGAAAUUGUGACGGAUGAUCCAGAAGAGGAGGAUAUGGGUGGACCCAUGGUGAGCGAGUUGCCACGACCAGCAGGCGCCGUGUUUGUCUCGCCUCUGGUCACCGACGAAACAACGUCAGAAUCAUGGCGCGAAAACGUCAAAUACGAUUUCAUUUCACAACACACAGCCAAGGUCAUCAAACGCGAUUAUUUCGAAAAGACACCCAACGAUCCCGAUGGUCCUACGGAGGCAAGCCCUAUUCUCGGCAUCGCCAAGCUGCAAACUGGCUUCCAUGCCUUCUUGCCCCAACAGGUGCUCAUGUACAUUGGCAACAAGGAGGUGCUACGAGAUGAUGCGCUGGAUCUAGCAGAAAAGGCUGAGCAGGAUGGUGUGCAAUGGGAAAGUGUUGUCGAAGACUGUGUGCAUGAUUGGUUCUGUGUGCGGGAAGUCGUCAAGGACAAGGCAAUGCUGGACCGUGCAGACACCGUGUUUGCUGAUUUUUGCUAUCGUAGCGUGAUUGCGCCACGUGAAGGACGUGUCCUCGAUUCUUUAUCGGCUCGUCGUACGAGCGAAGGUUUGGAAGCUGUUCCAGAAGAUAAUGAAGAAGGUGACGAUGAUUCUUCAAGUGACGAGUUUCACGAAGCAUUAUCCACGACGGAUACGGAAUUGGAAGCGCAAGUACUUAGAAAGUUGGAAGACCAAUUACCGACUGCCAAAAGCUCGACAUUGACAGUUUAUGUCUAGUUCUUAUACGUAUUUAUUGCGGUUAGCACACACACACACACACACAUUUUCAUCCGAUUAAUCACUAACGCAUCUAAACACACUAUCUCGCAACGUACUCAUCCAACCUUACAAAUCUCUUUUAUAUUAGCAUUUUCAAAAAGAUAUAUGACCUGCAAUUUUACUUGUUUCGACAAUGUUUCUCCUCCAACUUCCCGCAUUUCUUUUUUUUCUUUUAUCACCUUCUAGCGUUGAACUUUGUUCCUCCCUUCCUUUUUUUGCAUUUUUAAUAUCCUUAUUUGGCUGUACAUAGAAAUACUAUUAAUCUUUUCUUUUUCACAUGAAAGUGCAAACCCUACCUAUUGUUGUCAAAUUUCCCAUAUCCACCGCGGAUAUGGUAAUCACAGCUAAUUGGCUACUAAGGCGUGUGUAAAAGACUGCAGAGAUUUUCAGAUGACAUUGUCUCUUCGCUAGCUUGUACAAGAUAAACAUACGUUGCAGAUCGCCUGUCUUGUGC